CAGCAGAUCACCGAUCAAUGAAAGAGCCGAAGAUGUUGGCUCGGUCAUGUGAUCAGCUGUGUCCAAUCACAGCUGAUCACUGAUCAUCAGGGCACUGAUGAUCAGUGUGCCCUGAUGAUCAGUGUAGCCCCAGCAGUGUCACCUGUCAGUGUCCAUCAGUGCCUUGUGUCAGUGCUCAUCAGUGCCUCGUGCCAGUGCCCAUCAGUGCCACAUCAGUGCCACAUAUCAGUGCCUACCAGUGCACAUCAAUGCCACCUAUCAGUGCCACCAUCAGUGCCAGUCAGUGCCACCUAUCAGUGUGCAUCAGUGCCGCCUAACAGUGCCAGUCAGUGCUGCCUAACAGUGCCAGUCAGU
Messenger RNA from Staurois parvus, 354 nucleotides. Lineage: Eukaryota; Metazoa; Chordata; Amphibia; Anura; Ranidae. The record is from the annotation of a GenBank genome assembly.